UGCCGUCCAACUUCGGCUACAGUUCUCCUUCCGCAUACGGUUGGUGUUUCCGCACGAGCUUCACUGAACAAUACUUCUCAGAUUGAAACAGAAUAGGCUUAAAGGUUGACACAGAAUGCCCCAUCACCACUUUAGCGAAGUAAAACAAAAUUUAGUGAAUCGUCAAAUCCGUAUAAAGGGGUCUUAGUGUACUUCUCACAAAAGUCUUGUUUGCUAGCUGCGAACAAAGAGACGCGUUUGUUCGCAGCGCAUCGCUACGCGGAAAUCAAGAGUCAGAGCCAAGUGUUUUAUUAUUGUGUGAAAAUGUGUGCAAAAAUAGUGAACGAUGACUACGACGAAGCACUUUGUCGAACAAAAGAAGAGGACGAGCAGCAAAGUCAACUAUUGGACGUUGUUUUCAAGAAGCCUCAUGCUGUGUUACACGGAACAGUCAUCUGUGAAGAUCUUCCUGCUGAGCAGCAGGCGCAAGACCCCUCUUACUUUCACGAGGAAGAGGAGCGACAGCCCCGCUGCAUUAAAGAGGAAGAGGAGAACCCAGAGCCCCCAUGCAUUGACGAAAAUGAGAAUGAGACGCCCCCCGAUGUUAAAGAAGAAGAGGAGGAGGAAGAUGUCACCACAUUGCCCUUCAAUUGUGUCAUUGUGAAGGUUGAAGGUCAUGAUGAAGAUGAAGGUGAUGGAGACCACUGUAAAGGAUCACAAGCAGACAUCUUAGCUCCCCAAUCAGAUAGUGACAACACAACGUCACAUUCACCUGACUCUGAUGAUGAACGCGCAAAAGGGGAUGUUACAUGUCACACUGACGGCAAACGUUGGGAAUGCUCUCAGUGUGGGAAAAGUUUUGAUGCCAAGUAUACUUUGAAAGUGCACAUGAGAACACACACUGGAGAGAAACCCUAUUCGUGCUCAGUCUGCAACUUAAGCUUCAGUGUCCGUUCUUCCUUGGUUAAUCACAUGAGAACACACACUGGGGAGAAACGAUACACCUGCUCAGUCUGUGGUAAAAGAUUCACUCAGAAGGGUCAACUGACAACACACACAAGGAUUCAUACCGGCGAGAAACCUUACCUCUGCUCAGUCUGCAACGUGACUUUCAGUCUUCGUUCGUCCUUGGUCAAACACAUGAGAAUACACACAGGAGAGAAACCUUAUGCUUGCUCAGUAUGCAACAUCAGUUUCAGUAUUCGAUCAGGAUUAGUUCGCCACUCAAGAAAACACACAGGGGAGAAACCUUUUGCCUGUUCACUGUGUGGGAAAAGAUUCACUAUAAAGGGAAGCUUAAUAACACACACAAGAACCCAUACCGGAGAGAAGCCUUUUGUUUGCUCGAUCUGCAAUUUAAGUUUCAUUGAUCAUUCAGGGUUGCUCCAACACAAGAGAACACAUACUGGUGAGAAACCUUUUGCCUGCUCAAUUUGUGGCAAAACAUUCUCUUUAAAGGGGAAUUUAACCACGCACACAAGAACGCACACCGGAGAGAAACCUUUUGCAUGUUCAGUCUGCGACUUAAGUUUCACUGACCGCUCGGGGUUGCUUAAACACAUGAGAACACACACUGGGGAAAAAGAGUUUUCCUGCUCGGUGUGUGGCCAAAGAUUCUCUCAGAGAGGCACCAUGACAAGACACUCUAAAAGACAUACGGGUGAGAAACCAUUCAGUUGCAAUGUGUGCGCUAAAAGAUUUUAUGAUAAGUAUGAGAUUAAGAAACACAAGUGCACUUUGGCAUAUAAAACAGAAAUCAAUGAUACUGCAGGACUUUAAAUGAACUGUAAAUGAAAUUUCUGACAAGUUCAGAAAGUUUUAUGGGUUGCAAUAAAAUGAGAAAUCACUAUCAAUACAAUAACAAUUCAAUUUAAUGUGUCAUACCGUCAUCAAGUCAUUACAAAGCCUCAAAUAAAUUACAAUUUUACUCAAGUCUGGAGAAUAAUUAUUGCACCUUGUGGUCCAAUAACCUUGCACACUAAGCAAAUACACGAUGCAGAUCUUUUUGUUGUUACUUUUACAACUACAUUUAAAUCGUACUUGCUUGAUAUUGCAUUCUAAAAAUUACAAUUUAAUUUUCUAACACUUGCCUAUGGCUAAUUAAUGUGCAUCAUAACUGUAUGUUUGCUUGUUAUAAUAUUAUCCUCUAUAUGUUUAUGAUUGCUUCUACUGGACACCAAAAUUAUCUCCUGCAUCAAUAAAGUAUUAUUCCCGA
Molecule: messenger RNA, 2194 nt
Organism: Hippocampus zosterae (dwarf seahorse)
Lineage: Eukaryota; Metazoa; Chordata; Actinopteri; Syngnathiformes; Syngnathidae
Product: zinc finger protein 501-like
Exons: 2
Coding region: 304-1758 (484 amino acids)
Biological process (GO): regulation of transcription by RNA polymerase II
Cellular component (GO): nucleus
Molecular function (GO): DNA-binding transcription factor activity, RNA polymerase II-specific; RNA polymerase II cis-regulatory region sequence-specific DNA binding
Source: RefSeq, a predicted model, not a curated record